Colossoma macropomum (tambaqui) is the source of this 1033-nucleotide messenger RNA. It is a transcript of the gene ptp4a2a, whose product is annotated as protein tyrosine phosphatase 4A2a. Gene Ontology annotation, cellular component: nucleus. Gene Ontology annotation, biological process: protein dephosphorylation. The transcript is spliced from 9 exons. The record is from RefSeq and is a predicted model, not a curated record. Gene Ontology annotation, molecular function: protein tyrosine phosphatase activity. Lineage: Eukaryota; Metazoa; Chordata; Actinopteri; Characiformes; Serrasalmidae. The coding region runs from base 319 to 846 and encodes 175 amino acids.
GAUGACGGAGAGAGCGGAGAACCGGGCAGCGCAGCGGCGGAGCAGCUAAGCUAAGCUAGGCUAAGGCUAAGCUACGGCUAAGCUAGCCAACACCGACGGAUUCCUCUUCACGGAGCCUCUACAUGCUGUGAUUUCACCGGCUUCACCACCGGCGCCGUCCGCUCUUCAUGUCCAGUAGAGACAGAGACGGAUGGUGAGGAUAGAGAAUGUGGAGAUCUCGACUUUUCUUUACACACACUGAAAGCUGCCCAUUUAUGGCGUUUGUGAGUGGAGACUUCUGCCAGGCACAGCACCUGGUCAUCGUGGACAAGUGAAAAGAUGAAUCGUCCUGCUCCUGUCGAAAUCACCUACGAGUGCAUGAGGUUUCUCAUCACCCACAACCCCACCAAUUCACAGCUGGCCAAGUUUACUGAGGAGCUGAAAGCUUUUGGGGUGCAGACACUGGUUAGGGUUUGUGAGGCCACCUACGACAAGGCGCCCGUGGAGAAGGAGGGCAUUGAAGUUUUGGAUUGGCCUUUUGAUGAUGGUUCUUCACCCCCUGACCAAAUUGUGGAUGACUGGCUGAACCUGCUGAAAUGUAAAUUUAAAGAUGAGCCAGGUUGUUGCAUUGCAGUACACUGUGUUGCAGGACUGGGACGGGCUCCUGUGUUGGUGGCCAUAGCCUUAAUUGAGUGUGGGAUGAUGUAUGAAGAUGCUGUUCAGUUUAUUCGACAAAAGAGGCGUGGAGCCUUCAACUCCAAACAGCUGAUGUACCUUGAAAAGUACAAACCCAAGAUGCGCCUGCGCUUCAAGGAUGCCAAUGGCCAAAACUGCUGCGUCCACCGGUCCGUCAUCAAGGUUACAUGAGCACAGAUCCCAAACAGCAGCAGCAGCUGUCUCUGUAGUGGUACGUACUCACCUGUGGUAGAGAUGGAACAUUCCAGUUCAGCGUUUAUCGAGCAGUCAGAGUAAUUCAGUUCAGUACUAUCCCAUUUGAAGACACCUCUGGAUGACUGAUAAGUGGUCAAGUUGAAAUAAAGAUGUACAUCAUUAA